Molecule: messenger RNA, 1170 nt
Organism: Dovyalis caffra
Lineage: Eukaryota; Viridiplantae; Streptophyta; Magnoliopsida; Malpighiales; Salicaceae
Source: the annotation of a GenBank genome assembly
AUGGAGGCUAACAUAUGUGACAUCAAUCACUUGGAUGCUGGUGUUCUUUUGCCUCCUCGAAAGCGCCUGCUUGCUGGAUUCAAGAAACAGAGUUCUGAUGGUGAUGGUGCUUCACAUCCUCCUAUAAUUGCUUCCUCUUCAUCUUCGGCAUCUCCUUCUUCUCCAUCUCCUCCGUCUCCUCCUUCUCCGACAGCUUGUUCUCCUUCUUCAAGUGAAUUUCAGACACGUCUUAACAAUCUGUUGAGUUCUCAUUUGAAUAAUAGUCAUAGCCUUUCACCUGAGCAGAUUGUGGAGGCCUCGAAGUCAGCAGCUGAGGCUUCUGUUAAGGCUGCAGAGGCUGCUAGAGCAGCAGCUCAGGAGAAGGCUAUUAUUGCAGCAAAAGCUGUAACGGCUGCCAAGAAUGCUUUAGCCUUAGUUGCAGCAUUUCCUGAAGAGGCAGCUGGCAAGGAUAAAUACCUGAAAAAGAAUAAGUUGAAGAAGCAUGUCCAAGUACAACUCUUGUACAAAAAGCACCAACCAGUUGAGAAUUAUAGGGAUGAUGAAGAAUUAGCCCGUAAGUUGCAUCGAGUUAUGAAUAGCUCACCAAGAAUUUCAAAGAAUUCUUCCAGUUCUGACUUGAAGGGUGGUCAUAGAAAUAAGAAGCCUAAAAGCUCACCAAGUUCUGAAAGAACUAGGGUUUCAAAUGGAAGCAUAAUGUUUGGAGAAAAUCCGCCUUCUUUUUGCAAUGAGCAUGCCAUAGCCGGUGAGUUGGAUUCUGAUGACUCCAUCCAGGAGGCACACACAAGUAAACCAGAUGAAAGGGCAUUGAAAUGUGAAAAAGCUGGCCAAUUAGACACAGAUAACGGGGAAGCAGAGUCAAAUCACUUGAAGGAGAAAACUUGGGGAGAUUCGGGCUCUCCUAGUAAAAAGAGGGGAAGACAGAAACUGAAGAAGUUGCCAUUAAGCAUUUGUAAUUCUAAGGAUCAAUCAAACGCCAAGGAAGAUAGUCUUCCUAGAAGUCUUCCAUUGACUGAUAAGACCGUGGACAAUCCUACUACUCGUAGUAAGCCUUUGUUUCCAAUGGAGCCUUCUGCUGGUACUUUAAUGCAAAUUGAGCCUACACCAAUGUGGAAAUGCCAGGAGUUCAAAGCACCUGCAUGCGUCAAACAGAAUAAAGUCGUGCAGUCGUAA